Durio zibethinus is the source of this 1566-nucleotide messenger RNA. RefSeq lists its product as uncharacterized. The record is from RefSeq and is a predicted model, not a curated record. NCBI's taxonomy places the organism in Eukaryota, Viridiplantae, Streptophyta, Magnoliopsida, Malvales, Malvaceae.
GAACUUUCUAAGAGCUUCCCUUCCUUCCCCCACCGCCACCUCAAAGCAAACAAAACUCCCUAGUACCAUCCCAUUGCCAUUAUCUGCUAACCCAACCAACGACCUAUACUUACAAACGCUGAACCGAAGGAGCCCAACUGCGGAGACAGAAGAGUCCAUGGCUGUGGAAACUGAGGCUCUCACUUAGGAACUGUCCCUUGCUGAUACGGAGAUCAAUUGGGCGAGGUUGGACAAGACGAGAUUUCAUGUUAUUGGGGCUGUCCUUUUUACUGCACAGCAAGCAUUAAUCCAUCCAACCUAUGUCGUCAAGACUAGAAUGCAAGUAGCUGAUUCUCGGUUCGCUCAUAUGCCUGGAAUGCUUGUCUUUAAGCAUAUCUUGAGAAAUGAUGGUAUCCCUGGCAUUUUCCGAGGUUUUGGAACUUCUGCAAUUGGAUCGUUGCCUGGUAGGGUUCUGGCUUUGACAUCUCUUGAAAUGUCAAAAGAUAUCAUGUUGAAGUAUACCCAAGGGCUGAAUAUGCCUGAAACAACACGUAUUGGUCUUGCAAAUGGAGUGGCAGGCAUGUUUUCAAGCUUAAUCUCUUCCCUAUACUUUGUGCCAUUGGAAGUGGUAUGCCAGAGACUUAUGGUGCAAGGGCUACCUGGAGCAACAUUUUACAAUGACCCUUUUGAUGUUGCACGUAAAGUGACAAAAACUGAAGGUUUUCGUGGAUUGUACAGAGGUUUUGGAUUAACAAUUUUGACUAACUCCCCGGCAUCUGCACUUUGGUGGGGGGCCUAUGGUGCUGCCCAACGUAUCAUUUGGAGGAGCCUGGGUUAUGGACAUGAUGCAGAGAAGAAGCCCUCUCAUAUGGAGAUGGUGACUGUUCAGGCCACAGCAGGAAUGGUUGCUGGUGCUUGUUCCUCUGUUAUCACCACUCCUAUUGACACAGUAAAGACGCGGCUACAGGUCAUGGAUAAUUAUGGUGUUGGAAGACCAUCAGUACUCAAGACCACAAAAGCACUCCUGAAGGAAGAUGGGUGCUGGGGUUUCUACAGGGGGUUCGGUCCCCGGUUCAUAAAUGUGUCACUUUAUGGAACUACAAUGAUUGUUACCUAUGAACUGAUAAAGAGGUUAUCUAUGAAGCACAUGUGACGUUCUAGUAUAGAGGUGGCACUCGUUUGAUAUUUGGACUUCGCCAAAUUCAGAGGAAUCUGAUCCUGGGAACUCAAAUGUAUUUUAACAUCAUCGGAGGGCAUUUUAGAUGUGGAAUGAAGGAUGGACUGUACUCUUUUGAAUUCCUAAUAAAAUUUUGAGCAACUUGGCAUUGUAUGAAAAAAAUGAAGGGGAUGGCAAAUGAUGUUAAUACUGUAGUCUUUAGAAUUUUGAUGAGCUUGAUUAUGGAACUCAGAAGGAGGGUCUAGUGAUGCUGAUUGAUAGCUGCUGUAACUAGAUAAGUAGAAAGUCCUUCCUUUUGUUCACUUCUCCAAUUUUGAUGAGAAGAUGAAAAUUUUCUCUUCUUCUCUGUUCUGUUAAUAGCUCCUAGACCAUUGUAAUUUGUAAAUGAGAAGGAGAAAGUCAUUCAUUAA